Molecule: messenger RNA, 1017 nt
Organism: Verruconis gallopava
Lineage: Eukaryota; Fungi; Ascomycota; Dothideomycetes; Venturiales; Sympoventuriaceae
Exons: 2
Coding region: 1-1017 (338 amino acids)
Biological process (GO): cellular response to oxidative stress; hydrogen peroxide catabolic process; response to reactive oxygen species
Molecular function (GO): heme binding; peroxidase activity
Source: RefSeq, a predicted model, not a curated record
AUGAAGUUUUCAAUUGUAGCGCUUGGCGCUAGUCUGAGUACCACUGCUCUUGCUUUCCCCGGUAUGACUGGCGGUAGCGAUGACAUGAUGAAUUUUCACAAGUCCCUUAUCAAAAGGGCUCAGCUCGGCGGACCUCACAUGAGACGCGAUGGGACGCCUGAUCUCCCAGCUCUCAACAAUGUCACAAGUACUGGUACUGGUCAGCAGAUCAAGGACUGCUUAUACGGGACAAUCUCUUGCGAAGCCGCUCCACAGAAGACCUAUGUUGCUCCCGCCCUUGGCUCAAAGGAGUGUGAUUCUGACAAGUGCUGCAUUUGGGACUAUGUCGUCAAGGACCUUGUUACGAUGUUCACUCUUCCCAAUGGUCAAUGCAGCGAGCUCGCUCGACAAGCCAUUCGUCUUGGCUUUCACGAUGCUGGUGCCUGGUCUAUAAACAGUGGCUUCGGUGGUGCUGAUGGCUCCAUGUUAAUAUCCGAUGAAGUCAGUCGCCCAGAGAACAAGGGCCUUGAGUCAAUCGUAGCCAGCGGAAAGAGCCUUUUGGCCAAAUGGAAUGUCAGUGCAGCCGAUCUCGUCCAGCUUAUGGCAAACGUUGCAACAGUGAUUUGCCCUCUAGGCCCUCGCGUUCUCACCUUCAUUGGCCGCCCUGAUAGUGCAGAUUCGCCGACAGACCUCCUUCCAGGUCCCUUCUCUGAUGCCACCACUCUCAUCAAUCUCUUUCAGGAUAAAACGAUCUCCUCGGAUGAGCUCGUUGCCCUUGUCGGUGCUCAUAGUACUUCACAUCAAGAUUUCGUCGAUCCGAGCAAUGCUGGAAGCUUCCAGGACACGACGCCAGGUGUAUGGGACACUCUCUUUUACAGCGAGACUGCAAAUAAUGCCUUUUCCGUGAGCGAUGUGACGAAGUUCCCGUCGGACAUUGCUCUGUCCAAGGAUGCUCGAACAUCUGGUGUCUGGGGAGCCAUGACCAACCAGCGUACCUGGAACGCAGCUUGUACGUCGUACUUGUCAAUCUGCUUCUAA